GGCCACCCCUCUCCGCCCCCAGCCUGGCGCCCAGUCCCCAGUCGGCACCUCUCCAAGGCGCAGUGCGGAGAAGGCCGCGGGCCCCAGGAUCGCGUCGGGUCACAGCCGAGCCGCAGCGCGUCGGACUUUGUGGCGGGCGGGGCGAGGGCCGGGGCGCCAUGGGGUCUGAUCCGGGAGACUUCGCACCGGAGGACGAGCCGGUGGAGGCGCCGGUGGGUGGACCGGGGGGUGUCCCGCCACCGGGGCCAGGGGGCGCUGGUCAGGUCCCUCCUCAGGGGCCGCAGCGGCGUGGUGGGUGGGGGUGGCGGCACCCGUGGGGCGGUGGCGGCGGCGGUCCGGGGACGGCCCUGUUGCUGCUGCCCCCGCUGCUGCUGCUGCUCCUGAGCACCGCCAGCAUCACCCCCUCCGCGGAGGCGGCGGCCAUCGUCAAGCGCAGUUUCAACGAUCAAUCCGUGCGGGGCUAUCUGACGGAGCGGGCGUGCUGGUGGAACGAGAUAUGCAAGGAGGAGUUCCAGACGCAGUUCCGGUGCAAGUGCCCCCAGUGGUCCUACUGCCGCUCGCCGGGCCGCUAUUACAACGCGUACUGCACCGUCACCGGCACGGGGUACAUCUGGACGCAGCCCGGCUGGGGUGGCUCGUCUGCGGCCGCGGCUGCAGCCGCCCCCGCGGCGGCGGCGGCGGCGGGGACCUGAGGGAGGAAGAGAAUGUCUGAGGGAGGAAGACCGAGCGAGAGAGCGUGAUAGAGAAAGAGAGAGAGGGGGGAGGGAGAGGACAUGAGCGCGGAGUCGGAGAAGAGAGUGAGAGCGAGAGCAAUGAUUGUGUUCGGUGUUUGAGAAGUACAUGCACUGCCCCUUACUGCCAGGCUGAUCCAAAGCCACUUUGUAAGUCACGAAGAAAUUGUUAAGAAUUUCAAGGACUCUAGAACUGAAUCUUAAAAGUGACCAGUUUCACGGAUAGAACUUAGUGCGCCUCCAUAUUCAAGUCCUUUAAAGACAUAUAAUUAAAUUUUCGAUGCAAUACUUUUGUAAGUUAUUGUACUGCGAGUGGCAGGGAAAGAAAUCUGUCCACUCAUGAAAUAAAACUGAGCUAUGGUGUUUA
Molecule: messenger RNA, 1098 nt
Organism: Frankliniella occidentalis (western flower thrips)
Lineage: Eukaryota; Metazoa; Arthropoda; Insecta; Thysanoptera; Thripidae
Exons: 3
Coding region: 159-692 (177 amino acids)
Source: RefSeq, a predicted model, not a curated record